GUUUCCACUUGGUUUCGUGUCCCUGCGUCGGAGCCGCGGUCGGCCGCUAUGCAACCCGCGAGGGCGUGAGUCGUCACGUUAGUGAGAGGCGGCCAGGACAGCAUCGUCUACUGUCACCUUGCAGCUGGCGGCCCACCACCAUGCAACACGUUUUGGAAUAUGCAUUAGAUCGAGCCGAGUACAUCGUCGAGAGUGCUCGCCAGCGUCCUGCCAGGAAGAGGCUCUCCUCUGGCGGGAGGAAGAGUUUGUAUCAGAAGCUCUACGAGCUUUACAUCGAAGAAUGUGAGAAGGAGCCAGAGUUGAAGAACCUGAGGCGAAACGUCAACCUGCUGGAGAAGCUGGUGUCGCAGGAGUCAGUCUCGUGUCUGGUGGUCAACUUGUAUCCGGGCAACGAGGGCUACUCGCUCAUGCUGAGGGGCAAGAAUGGAUCGGACUCGGAAACCAUCCGUCUGCCGUAUGAAGAGGGAGAGCUGCUGGAGUACCUGGACGCCGAGGAGCUGCCCCCGGUCCUGGUAGACCUGUUGGAGAAGUCCCAGGUGAACAUCUUCCACUGCGGCUGCGUGGUGGUGGAGGUGCGAGACUACCGGCAGUGUGCCAGCACCAAGAUGCCCUCCUACCAGAGCAGACACGUGCUGCUCAGGCCCACCAUGCAGACUCUUGUUUGUGACGUGCACGCCAUGACCAGCGACCACCACAAGUGGACACAGGACGACAAGUUGCAGCUGGAGAGCCAGCUGAUUUUGGCCACGGCUGAGCCCCUGUGCCUGGACCCCUCCAUCUCCGUCACCUGCACCUCCAACCGCCUGCUGCACAACAAGCAGAAAAUGAACACCCGCUCCAUGAAACGGUGUUUCAAGAGGCACUCUCGGGCGGCGCUGAACCGCCAGCAGGAGCUGUCCCAGCUGCCCACGCCGCCUCAGCUCCGCCUCUACGACUACCUGCAGAAGAAGAGGAAGGAGAGGAAGGCCGCCCCCGCCAUCGACCUGAAGAUCUCCAAGAUCGGAAACUGUGUGGACAUGUGGAGACAGAACAACUGCCAGCUCAGCGUACCCAAAGAAAUUGACGUGGAGAAGUAUGCCGUGGUGGAGAAGUCGCUACAGCUGGAAGAUUCUCAACCUACGACUGUGAUCUGGCCUGCUGAGGAAGUCGUGGACGACUACACGUUUGAGUGUGAGGUCGGGGGUCAAGCCCAGAGGACCAAGGUGUCCAUCUUCCAGUCGCUGGGUGACCCGCUGGUGUACGGCAAGAUCUACUGCGCCAAAGACGCCAAAACUGAGGAGGACGGCACCGACCUGAAGCUCAUACAUCCUCCGUUCCUUAUUGGCUCCAAGAUCGAUGCAGACAGGUUCCUCACGCAGUACAAGGGCGUGUACGAGAAAGACGUCAAGUGUCCGGUCAAGAUGUCCCACAACUCAGGCAGCCUGGCGCCGACGCCUCCCUCCCCCGCCAAGGACGAGGCUGACGGCUUUUCUCCGCUCGUCCAGGCGUCACUGUUGGGAAAAGGGGUGAAACACCGGCCGCCUCCCAUCAAACUGCCGCCAGGAUCCGGCAGCAGCUCCUCAGGUAAUCCAUACGGUUCCCAAACCACCAGUGGUCUUCUCAAGUGCCCUACGCCCCCACCUGCCAAAGGCCCGCCUCUGAGCAGGAAGCACUCCAUGGAGCUGGGCCAGGUGGGCCUGCUGUCACCUGCCUCGCUGUCGCCCAUGAGCUCCACGCAGAGAUCAGGCACCUCCAAACCCUCCACCCCCACCAACACGCCAUGCUCAACGCCGCACCCCGCCGACCCCCUCGGCGCCCCCCUCUCCGCGACGCCCACCCCUUUGGAGGCUUCGGCGCUGCAGAGCCAGUCGCAGCCCGCCCUCCUCACGCCGUUCGCCCAGCAGCAGCUCACGCUCAGCCAGCCCCUGCCCGUCAUGACCAUCCCCCUGCCCACCAUGGGCACCUCCAUCACCACGGGGACCACCUCGGCGCAGGUCAUGGCCAACCCGGCCGGCCUCAACUUCAUCAACGUGGUCAGCUCCGUCUGCAACCCCCAGACGCUGAUGAGCAGCUCCAACGCCGUGCUCGGCCCCGGACUCAACCUGAGUGGACUUCUGCCGUCUGGGGGCCUGAUGCCCUCCAUGCAGCCGGCCACACAGACCGGGAGUCACUUCGGCCUGAACAGCAGCACGGGCCUGCGACCACUGAACCUGCUGCAGAUCCCCACCGGUCCUCUCAUCUUUAAUCCCGUGCAGCAGCAGCAGCUCUCCCAGUUCUCCCCGCAGAGUCAGUCAGCCACUUCCAGCCCUCAGCAGCAGGGGGAGACGGGCGAUCAGUGCGCCGAUGCAAGUUUAGGAAACCAGCAAACUGCCGUCAUCAACUUGGGCAGCUUCAUGUCCCCGCAGGCAGCAGUGCUGUCCCAGUUGGGCUGCGGGCCGGACGGGUCUGGGCCCCCGCUGCCUUCUCCGAGGCUCCAGCAGCAGCAUCAUCAGCAUCAGCAGCAGCCUCACAUCCAAUUGCAAUUCUUGCAGCACCAAAUGCAGCAGCAGCAGCAUCAAAUGGCUAUGGCGGCGGCGGUGGCGGCGCCUCCUCCGGCGGGCUCGGGCCGGCCGCAUACCGCCAACCCAGCAAGAAGUAGGAGAAAGAGGAGCACGCCGCAGCCCCUCCCCAAGCCUCGCCAGGCGGACGCGUUGCCCCCGGCGACGCAAAGACGUGAAUGAUCCACACUGUGCUCCCUUUUUUUUUUUUUUUGAUGGACGUCCAGAACCUUUUUGACUCAGAAGGUUCUAGUAGCCCGGAGGCUUUUUUUUCUUCCUCCCCGUCCUUUGCAGGCGCUCUCGGAGGAUUCCGCGCCGGCGGGAAGACGUGAAACUGAUCCUGGGUCAGCGCCCGCGGGCAGCCGUCUACCUCUCCCGUCUCUCGCUGCUUUUGUACGGCACCGCUGGAUUUGGACCCGUGAGUGUGAGACGUUUGUGGACAACUUAAGAAAUCCAUUUUUUUAAAGCAGUCUUUGGCAGCAGUUUUAUUGUUAUUAAAAAAAAAAAAAAAAGAUUAUAUAUUGACAGUGAAAAUACAGCUUUUUAGAUAUAAAACCACUAAACG
Molecule: messenger RNA, 3081 nt
Organism: Nerophis lumbriciformis (worm pipefish)
Lineage: Eukaryota; Metazoa; Chordata; Actinopteri; Syngnathiformes; Syngnathidae
Gene: supt20h
Product: SPT20 homolog, SAGA complex component
Biological process (GO): regulation of transcription by RNA polymerase II
Cellular component (GO): SAGA complex
Molecular function (GO): transcription coregulator activity
Source: RefSeq, a predicted model, not a curated record